This is a messenger RNA of Lathyrus sativus (Indian pea), 285 nucleotides long. NCBI's taxonomy places the organism in Eukaryota, Viridiplantae, Streptophyta, Magnoliopsida, Fabales, Fabaceae. The record is from the annotation of a GenBank genome assembly.
AUGGCCUCCACCGCCGCCAGAUCAAUAUUCCGAUCAACUUCUUCAGUCAGAUCAGCGUUUCGUGUUGCAUCGGAAGCAAAACCAGCUCGUUCUCCAUUCCGUUCCGCCUCCAGUAAACCUCCCUCGCCAUCACAAUCCACAUUCAGGUCCCCAGUUGAAUUGAGUUUCUGCGUGGAAUCCAUGAUGCCUUACCACACGGUUACUGCUUCUGCGCUCAUGACAUCCAUGCUUUCGCUUUCGAGCCGCAACUACGCUUGGCUUUCAGAAGCCGGAGAUGAGUCAUGA